Messenger RNA from Galendromus occidentalis (western predatory mite), 1824 nucleotides. RefSeq lists its product as uncharacterized. Bases 1 to 1824 code for a protein of 607 amino acids. Lineage: Eukaryota; Metazoa; Arthropoda; Arachnida; Mesostigmata; Phytoseiidae. The transcript is spliced from 5 exons. The record is from RefSeq and is a predicted model, not a curated record.
AUGGGUCAUUGGUACAAAGCUGAGCGGACAUCUAGAGUGCAAACCGAUAGGCAGCUUCACGUUCGAUCAAGACGUACACCGCACGUAGAUUUGAAUAUGGCAGCUUUCAACUAUGUUCCCAAUUACAACUACGAUCUCCAUCCCAAAGUUGUCAUUGGAAAGAUGGAUCAAUCGUGUCAGUUCUACCGUGCUUUAAAGUUCAAAAACGAGACGGCUGGCAUGUGCUGUGCCAACGGUCAAGUCAAACUACCCGACCUACGUUCGCCACACCAGACACUCCGGGCCCUGGUAGCCGGAGAAACAAGCGAAUCGAAGCGUUUUCUAAAGAACAUACGCAAGUAUAAUUCGGCUUUCCAAAUGACAUCUUUCGGCGCUACCGAGAUUUUCAAUGAUGAAUGUAUGCCUGCGUUCAAGUGCCAAGGCCAGAUUUAUCAUCGCGCUGGAUCCCUCCUCCCUUUACCGAACGAAGAACAUCAGUUCCUGCAAAUAUACUUCAUGGAAGAUGCUGAAUCGAGCUUCGGUGCAGGGAUCAAUAUCAUUGCAAUGUACUCAAGUCCGUCGGGGAAGCCGGAAGUCUCCCUGGAGAAGGUCACCUCGUCCAUUGACUCCGUCGAUCUCACCAAACCGACUCUGGUCUGCGGUGAUUUCAAGUGCCCAGUCGAUAAGCCUCCAACCCGCAAGACGCAGCUUCUGUUCCGAACCAUGGAACUAUGCUCGUGUGACGGCGUACCCAGUGCCCUCCGCGUCAUCCCAGAAGGCAAGGGUGACCCCCUGGCACCGUCCUCAUACCGCGGUAUAGCCAAGAAGAAUGUGAUCUACAAGCUCUUAUCCGGAAUCCUCGCCAAACGCCUCGAGGACUUCUUAAAGAGCGAGAGCUUCCUCCCCCUGAGCAACACGGAAGAUCUCGUCUUUCUCGAAGACGGUGUUGUCGAGCACGAACCAAUUCGGCAAACGACUGGGGUUGCCCAAGGAGACUGCCCCAGCCCCCUUCUCUUCUCGACAUUGGUGAGCGACUUGCCUAGGCGCAUACAAGACCGCAACCCCAAAGUACAAGUGCUCAUGUACGCCGACGAUCUCGCCCUGUUCUCGUCGAGUCGGUUCCAUCUCCAACAAGCCCUGAGGAGUCUGCAACGAUACGUCGUUGAGAAAGAUCUCGAGAUCAACGCCUCGGAAUCGAAAGCUCUCAAAUUCCGCCGCGGUGGUAGACCCUCGGGCUCAGAUCAGUUCAGAAUCGACUUGGACACUCUUGAGCUUGUUGAUCACUUCCCGUACCUCGGAAUUUUCUUCUCGGCGUUUGGCUGCUCGUUCUCGCGGCAUCUCCGCGAACGAGUUCUCCUGGGUCAUCUCGCUUUUCACUGCAUCGAGAACCCUCACAAGCUCUCCCUGAAGACGGCCGAGGCUCUAUGCACGCUGAAAGUCGAGCCGACGGCAUGUUACGGGAUCCCAGUGAUCUGGGCUCAGCUCGGCAGAUCCCACUUCAUGCAGCUGGAUCGCCUCAAGGCGGCUUUUCUCAAAAAAGUGCUGCGAGUGCACCGAUCAAGCAGAAACAGACUCGUCUAUCUCGUGGCGAAUGUCCCAUUACUCUCGGAGCAAGUCCAGCGAAGAUUCUAUCUCCGGGUGACCGAGGCCUUCGCCGAGCACUGUCGCGAGUGGGAGCGGAGGCUGACGGACGUGGACCCCGAAGUUUUCAACACCGAGGCCUUUUCCUCAGACCGUUGGAAGGAUUCCGACUACAUGAACAGGCGUCUUGUCAAACUUUUUCCUGCGUUGGCUCAUCGUUGCAAGGAGACGUCUUCAAUCAUGGCCAACUUUACGUCGCGCUAA